GUUGCGGUGAUGCCCCAUGAAGCUACCAGUCUUUGAGAGUUAUCAUCUCCACUCUGAUGUUUUCCUGAUCGCCCUGCCUUGAACUACUCUAAAACUGCGACAAUUCCUCUGGUGUUUUGCGCCUGGCUUUGCAUACUUUAUUCCCCCCCGCUGUUGUUGCUUUUGUACCUUGCUCUCUCUGCUUUGCUUCUGGUCGUCGACCUCUUUGUCCUUUGUCUUUCUCCUCCUUGUUUACACCCCAGCAAGCGCAUAUCAAUUGUCUUUUUCUUUUUCUUUGAUCAUCUGGUUUUUAUCUAUUAUUCGACUCGGACUGGUUCGUCCUGAGUAAUUGUUUCCCUAUUUCACGACUUGUUAUGCAUUUACGACCCUAAUCGCUUUACUGUUGACGAUCAUUCCUCCGCGCAUUCCAAAUAUCUCUGAUUGAGUCUUGUUUAAGACAUCAUCAACCGACCCAGUCAAUUCAACACACAGAAGAAUCCAUCAUGCCGUCUCACACGCGAGAUGCCUCCCGUGACCGGGAACUUGUCCUCAGACACCAAUCGGUGCCCAUGUGGGACAGCUCGGACCCCGAACGGGCACCACCGCCGCUUCCUAUGAAUCCAAGCUCUACUAGUCCUGCUACCAAAGGGAACGUCUCUCCCAAUAUCCAAGCGGUAGCCGCGAAUUUCGCAGAGAAGCCUCGCGAUAAUGGAGCCAGCCCAUAUACGAUAAACCCUAUGCCACCUAAGUCGCCCGAGAAAUCUCUCAUCAAGGGCCAAUUCCACAAGCGCAUGCAGUCGCUGCAAAAUGCGGACACUCGCUCCGACUUCUUUAACUACUUGGAGAAUAGAUCACCUGAACGUCCUUUGCGGGCGUCCAUUUUGGACUCUCCGACCAAACUGCCAGAGAAGAGUCCGACCAAGGUGGAGAUUAAUGCGCCUGCGGAGAACCGAGAUGGAGAGAAGGAUAUGACUAACUUGUUGAUCUCGAAUCGCUAUCUCUCGAAACCGAUACUGGGUGAAAGCACUCCUCCCUCAGCCACAAUGUUGGCCCUUCAGAACAUGCAGCUACCUACCGAAAACGAUACCCAACCCCAACCCCAACCCCAACCCCGAAGCAACUCUGAUCCCUUCCUGGGCCCUAGUCUGCCAAACGGCUCUGGAAUCGAAUCCCUUUCUGGUCAGAUUCACAGUCUAACAGAUAUUGCUAGCAAUCUGCAGCGCGAGAUGGCCAACCUGAGCCGACGGAGCAAAGACAAUGCCACAGACCUUGUCAGUCUGAAAGCUGCGACAAACGCCCGAGACGAGGACAUUAGAAAGAGCCUUCGCGACCUUUCUUCAAAUUUAGCAUCCAGGUUUCUGGAAAAUGAUGGAGCCGCCAGGUGGGAUUUCGGUGCUUUUAUGGGAUCCGAGAAUGGUAUUAACCCUAGGGAACCGGAUAGUUCUCCGAAUUCGAAAAAGAGCUACUCAGCGCCUCGAAUGUCCAGUCCUAAUCCAUUUGCCUCCAUUGAGCGAGAGAUCUGUGGGUCUCCUACACCUAUCUCUGAUGGUUCUGCCAGUAUCGCUCUGCUGGAGAAGGUGCUCCGGGAAAUGGCUACGAAGGAAGGACAGGAAAAGAUUAACGAACUCGUUGAAGAGAUCAAAUCGAGGCCAACAUUCGAUACCACUGAUACGAACACCGAUGCCACGACCACGAAGAUGUUAGAGGAGAUUCUCAACAUUGUUAGGGCCGAUUCCGACAGCAAGGCAUUGAUCCGUUCAGGAGUCCCGCCUCUGAACUUCGAUAAACCUCGCUCAAAAUCUUUCGACCCAGAGCAAGCUUUCGCGCCGGAUAUGGAACUAUUCGACGGGGAUAAUGCGGUGGCAGAUCGUCCCUCAGUUGAAAUGGACCGUGCUGCCACCGAGGAGAUGCUGGCCAUCAUGCGAAGAGUAAAGAGCAGUGUCAUCGAAGGAGGUGGAAUGACAAACGAGGUUAAAGCUUUGGUUCGAGAGUUGCGAGGAGAGGUCCUGGGUAUGGGAAGAGACCUCGCGCGAAAGCUUGAGGAGGUAGAAACUACUCGAUCUGCCGAGGACCCUCAGCCACCAGCUCCUAGUCAGCAUGAAAUUUCCGCCAUUGUUAAUGAGAGCCUCCAUGAUCUGAGAGAGCAACUUUCAUGCAUCGUCAAUGAAAAUCGCCACCACUCCUCUGCGUUAUCCGAAUUCCGAGCCGCGGUGGAUGGUGAUCAAAUCUACUCGAUUGUCAGGAGUGCGCUCGAGGAGCUCGAGCUACCACAGCCGCAACUUGAGCCCCAGGGAGCUGCCAUGCAGAAGGAGGAAAUCCUUGAAACUGUUCGACAAGCUUGGGAGACCUAUAAGCCUGAAAUUGAGCUACAGAAUUUUGGACUCGAACGGGACGAAAUUCUUGAGUGCCUCAGCGAAGGCCUAAAGGCCUACCAGCCACAGCAUGAGGAGGCUGUCACGUACGACCAGGUUUUGGCCGCUGUAGAAGCUGGCAUGCAGAGCUUUGGGCAACCCCCGAGUAUCACGAGAGAGGAAAUAAUCCAGACUAUUCGAGAAUCCAUUGAGAAUACUCAGCAGUCUGGUCCGCGCGCUCUAGAAGACGAUCACCUGCGUGCGAUUCGGGAAGAAGUGCUGCAGGCAGUGACUGAAUCCGUCGCAUCGCAAAACGCACUUACUAGGGAAACACUAAAUUCCGGGUUGGGUCGCGACGAGAUCCUGAGAGCCAUGGCGGAUGGACUUGAGACUCACUUUUCCUCGUCUAGGAGCAUCGAGCAGCCGCAUGUUACUAAAGAGGAUGUCACCAACGCAAUCAACGAUGCCUUUGCCUCUCAGAAUUCUGCCCUCACCCCGAGUGUUCCUCCACCUGUUUCCCGAGAAGAAGUUCUCAACGCCAUCGCAGAGGGCAUGGAAAACCAGAGCGGAAUGACGAGGGAAAUUGAACUCAACAAGGACGACCUCAUGGAUGCCAUUUCGUCUGGACUUCACGAAGCCGCCCAUUCCGCCAACUUCAAUGUUGGGGAGCAAGUCCUUGAACGUCUCGAAGGCAUGUUUGAGAAUAUCAAGGCCGACUUCAACCAUUGCUCUGCAGAAAAUGGAAGGGACGCCGAACAAAUACUUCAUACAGUGAAGGAUGGGUUCGACGUCGUCCGAAAAGAGGUCGAGGGCUACGCCGUAACCGCCACCGAAGCUUCUGGGAAGCAUGAAAUCAUGGACACUGUCAAGGAAGGAUUCAGACUUCUGCAGGCUGAUAUGGAAAAGACAAUAACAGACACUGCCAUGGCCAAUGCGCGUCCUGGUAAUCCGGAUACGCCUGAGCUUCUGGACGCCAUGGAAAAAGAAUUCGAACACCUCCGCCAGACAAUCAGCUCCCUGCUCAUUCGCAGCAACGUUUCCAGUGAGAAGGAUGAGAUUCUCGAUGCCAUUCGUGAUAUCGCCGACAAUCAACAAUCCACAGCCGACAAGGGAGAAGUUGCCAAACACAUUAAACAAGAGUUUGAAACCCUUCGUGAGACAAUCAACAUGAGUCUUGUUCGUGCUGAGCCUUCCAGCGACAAGGAUGAGAUCCUUGCCGUUAUUCGAGAAAACCUCGAGGCCUUCCGACAAGAGAGUGCUCAUGCUGAGCCUUCCAGCCACAAGGAUGAGAUUAUUGCUGUUCUUCAGGAAAAACUCGAGGGCUUCCGACAGGAGAAUGCUCGUGCUCUGCCUUCUUCUACUAAUGACAAAGACGAGAUAAUUGCUGCUCUUCGAGAAAGCCUUGAAUCCUUCCGACAGGAUACUGUUCGCGCCGAGCCUUCUAGUGAUAAGGACGAGAUCAUCGCUGCCCUCCGGGAAAGCAUCGACGCAUUGAGACAGGAUAGUGCUCGUACCGAGCCUUCUAGCGACAAGGAUGAGAUAAUUACUGCUCUUCGAGAAAGCCUUGAAUCCUUCCGACAGGAGGGUGUCCAUGUGGAGCCUUCCAGUGACAAGGACGAAAUCAUCGCCGCCCUCCGGGAAAGUAUCGACGCAUUACGACAGGAUAAUGCUACUCGUACCGAGCCUUCAAGCGACAAAGAUGAAAUCAUUGCCGCCCUCCAAGAAAGCCUCGAGGCCUUCCGAGAGGAUAGUGCUCAGACCAAGGACGCGACUGAUAGUAUCUUGACUCCCACCGAUGAGCUUAUUGAUGCUUUCCAGGAUGGUGUCGGUACGAUAAGGGGUGACCUGGCAAAGCUUCUGGAAAGGCCGGUUGAGUUUGAUACCAGCGAGCUUCUAGACACGCUCAAAGAAGGGCUUAACAGCCUGAAAAUCGACGUGGAAAUGCUUCGAAAAGCUCAGAGAGACGCCGAAGAGAUUGAAACCACUCGAGGUGGCGAGCUCAUGCUUGCUAACCAAGCGAAUACUCACCAACCGAAUAUUGGUCAUGACCUCGAGGGCCUUAAGGUUCUCAUUUCCCAACUUCAAGUGAAGGUUGAAGCCAUCGAAGCCGCUCCACGGACCCCUCAACCCUCCGAGGAUUCUCUCAAGAAGGAGCAUUUGGAUGAGGUCUUGGUGGGCCUACAUGAGCUCCAGAGCUCUGUCACUGGUAUAGUUGCUCGCCAAAGUCCUACGGAUGAAACAGCAGCUCGGAAGGAGGAUACUGAUGCUAUCGAGACUUUGCUGCGUAACACAAAAGCACAACUCGACGAGCUGGUCUUCCCUCCAACAGAUGAGCUAGCUAAAGCGGAGCAACUUGGUUCCCUCGAAUCUGUCAUCAAAGAGACCAAAGAUGCCAUCACUGAACUAUCGACUCGGCUUGAGGCAGAAGGCCCGACAAAGUCUGAGAUCGGCACCCUGGAGUCCCUCAUGAAGGAUAUCUGGCUUGCCCUUGACGACGUGAAGGGCAAGGAGCCCCAGGGUGAAGGAGAAGACACGGACAAGUUAGCCAAGUCGGACUUGCAAACGGUAGAGGCAAUGAUAUUUGAGGUCAAAACCCAGAUUGAUGAACUCAAACUCCCAGAUGCUGAGACAUUGCCAACCAAAACCGAGAUCCAAGAUCUUUCCGCUCUCGUGACUGAAUUCAGACAAAAGACAGAAGCCGAAAAUGAGCUGACGGCCCAGGGGUUCGAUGCCCGGAAGGUCGAGCAUGCGGGCCUUGCCGAAAAGAUCGAGGAGGCUAAGGCUGUUGUUGAAGGACUCGGUGAAGAAGUGAAAAGCAAGCUGGAUGGGUCUAGUGAGGGACUUUCUCAACUCAAGGAACUUCUCGAAGGUUUAACAGCCUCUGCGGAAACUUUCACGACGGUUGAGAACAUCAAGGAAUUGACUGACCUUAUCAACCGAGAAUUCGAGCGCGCACGUGGCGAGCAGGAUGCUGGAAAGCUGGAGAAGGAGGAGCGUGAUGCUGCUGCCAGCGUCAAACACGAUGAAACUCGGGCUGCCAUAAUCGUCGAACUUGGAGCGAAGAUCGAUGAGAAGCUUGGUGAAGUGAUGACCAAGUAUGAUGAGGCGCAGACGGCGAUGGAGUCUAAAUUCUCGGAAACAGAGGAACGAGACAACACUAACCUCGAAGCCGUUACGAACACUAAAGCCCUUGCGGAAGACAUCAAGCUGGUGAUUGGUGCCAUGGGUAACAGCGUCAACGAAACGUGUGAGCGUAUCAGUGUGGACACGAAAGCCUUCUUUGAGAAAGUCGACGUAUCUUACAACAAAAUGGAGGAAAUGCAGAAUGAAGUCAAGACCCAUCAGGAGCAAGCCAAUGCUGCCGCAGAUCGUUUGGAAAGUCAGCUGCAUGAAUUUCAUCCUCAGGUUCUUGAAUCUAUCCAAGAAAUUCUCUCCAUUGUUGGUCAGCACUACGACCACUCUCAGAAGUCAACCCAGGAUCUCAAGACGGACUUGUCCGCUCUCCCCUCCACAAUCCCGUCUAUGCUACCUGCCCUCCCAGCUCCUGAACCUGAGAAGUAUGAUGACACCCAGGUCCAUGAGAAACUCGACAAUCUCCUGAGUCAUGCCAAGGGCAGUCAAGUCCAAGAGGCUCUGGAUAUCCUGGUUGAGCGAGUCACAAACGACCAGGUUCAUGAUAAGCUUGAACAACUUCUCAACCAAACUACGAGCACUAAUGGCCAGGUUUACGAGAAGCUAAACGAGCUGCUUGGCCAUGCUGAGACAACCAAUGGACCGAUUCACGACAAGCUCGAUACCCUCAUUGAGCACGCAACGGAUAGCCACGCCACGAAUAGCGACCAGUCGGUAACUCAGAUGAUGAAACUGGAUGAGAUGCACAAGGACAUCAUGGAGACAUCCCGCAGAAUGAAUGAGAUGUUUGCCACCCAAUCAGCACUUGUGGCUGAGGACACCGAGAGGAAACGUCGUGAAGCUGAAGAAGCCGCAAUCGCGCUGGAGAGACGCAAUGCUCAGAAGGAGCAGGUGGAGUCGGAGAUUGUGGAUCUCAGAGAGGAGAAGGACUCGCUCCUGAAAAUGAUCAGCACCUUGAAAUCGGAGAAGGAGGACCUCGUUAAGCAGAACACCAAGCUUGGCAAGGAAGUGUCUGGCCUCGAGAUGGCUCUUGACCUCCGCCACGAAGAGAUGCAAGUGAUGGAGGAGCGUGCAGACAGCCUCGAGAAACGCAUCUUGGAAGGUGUUCUAGACCACGCUCGCAGCGUCCUUCUCAGCCGACCCAACAGCAUGCAAGGCCUCAAUAUGAAGAAAACCCGGAGCUCUCGAGCUCGCAGACCCAGUGCUGCCAGCAAUGCUAGCACCGUCAGAGACGCACGCAGCAUUUUAGGCAGCGGUGUUGGAUUGGCAUUGAAGAAACGCGGUGCAGCUGCAUCGCAAUCUGGGUCUGGAGGUCAGCAGCCAAACGGGGGCAAGGAGAGGAGAAUCCUCAGCUUGAGCAAUGUUACGGCCAACCGAGGUACUGCAGACCGACAGGUGAGCGCUAGUAGCGGUUUCACCAACCUCAAGCGGAGUCAUUCGGUCAAAUCCAACCUCUCCCAGCGCAAAGCUUCAUGGGGCGGUAGGAGUUCCGCGGCGAACAAGGAGAAUGACAUUUUCCCCGAAGAGGACGAGAACCAGAGCGGCGGAGAGAGUGACACAGGGAUGGAGAGGAGGACUAGCUACGGAGGCAACUACGCAGCUGAUCGACGAGUGAGUGCGGCUAGCUCUAUCGGCCCGGGUCGCUCUGUUAAGAGGAGGAUGAUCACUUGGGAGAUUUGGAUGGAGCAAACGCUGAUGAAACCGAAUCAACGAAAAUGGUGCUCUAUGGACAGCACAGUGACAGUGGACUUGGUACAGAAGUCACGAGCACUGUCUGAUGACCCUUUGCCAGCCUUUUGGUCAUGACCUUUUUUGUUUUUGAUUUUUGACGAAGUAUGCCGUCUGAUGUUCCUUCUCUUGUGAUAUACCACCGACGUUUUGGUCGACAUGAUAGCCUUGUUUUUUUUCCUUCUUUUCUUUUUGUCCGAUAAGGGCUCGAUGUCUAUGUAUGCUGUAACACGAGGCGACCUUAGUUUUAUUUACUUUUGUUACAUUCCCUUUGUCUAUUUCCUUUGUCUUUUGGUGACUGUAUGCGUUCCAGCUUCUAUUAUCCUCCA
Aspergillus wentii DTO 134E9 is the source of this 7519-nucleotide messenger RNA. RefSeq lists its product as uncharacterized. The coding region runs from base 483 to 7268 and encodes 2261 amino acids. The transcript is spliced from 3 exons. NCBI's taxonomy places the organism in Eukaryota, Fungi, Ascomycota, Eurotiomycetes, Eurotiales, Aspergillaceae. The record is from RefSeq and is a predicted model, not a curated record.